Messenger RNA from Leguminivora glycinivorella, 2595 nucleotides. RefSeq names its product cytochrome P450 6B6-like (gene CYP338A1). The transcript is spliced from 2 exons. Bases 43 to 1455 code for a protein of 470 amino acids. Gene Ontology annotation, molecular function: monooxygenase activity; heme binding; iron ion binding. The record is from RefSeq and is a predicted model, not a curated record. NCBI's taxonomy places the organism in Eukaryota, Metazoa, Arthropoda, Insecta, Lepidoptera, Tortricidae.
AUCCGCAGUAACUGUUUACAACUCACACGGUGCAAACGCACAAUGUUCUUCGAAAGCUUCUUGCUUAACUUCAGCGUGCUCGGCGUUCUUAUUGUGGCGCUUACAUUCGACUAUGUCACCAAAUACUUCAGUUACUGGUAUGUGCGACACAUAUCCUACAAAACAGCAGUGCCCUUCUUCGGGAGUGACUAUCAUCGAGUGCUUGGAUUAAGAAAUACCACCGACGAAGUAAACAAACUCUACGCUAAACAUCCCAAUGAAAGACUCUAUGGGUGCAUCAAAAGCAGAAUCCCAGAUUUGAUCGUCAAAGAUCCGGAUGUAAUUGAGAAGAUGUUGUGUACGGAUUUUGCAAGUUUCCACUGCAGGGGCCUUGGCCUGGACAAAUCUCAGGAUGUUUGUUUACGAAACAAUUUGUUUUACGCGGAGGGUGAAAAAUGGACCGUAAUGCGCGAAGGAAUGGAAUCAUUGUUGAAAAGCAUGCCUUAUGAAAUCGAAGACAGUUUACACGGCUAUUUGUCAGGAAUCAAUGGAGAUACUAACGUACAACAGUUCCUAGCUGACAUAUUGGAUGGAACGUUUGAAUAUUUGCUCUUAAACAAAGAUUUUUCUAGAAACGAGAAGAAAAUCAUACAGAGUUAUAGAUCCGUUGUUCAAAAACCUACCCUAGCUGCAAAAUUUAAGACAUAUUUAAAGAACGUUUUUCCGUCUUUGUAUUUAUUGUUUGGCCUGAGUACUUUACCCAGAGAAACGGUAAACAAAUCUCUCGAGGUACUUGAAAAAUCAAAUUUAAUGAAGGAAGUCAAGAGGAUACGAUCCGAAUUUCAAUUGGACAUUAAAGAAAAACACAACAAGCGCAAAAGAGACUCCGACAUUGAGUUAGCAGUUUCAAUUCUGUCCUCAUUUAUUACAGAGGGUUAUAUUCCGUGUCUAAAUGUGCUUACUGCUUUGUUUUAUGAAUUAGCUAAAUAUCCUGAAGUUCAAAAAAAGAUUCGUCUUUGUGGAACGGGUGAAGAUUGCGAAGUAUAUUUAGAUAAAGUCAUAAGUGAAACGUUAAGACUGCAUCCAGCGUACUCUAUCGCGUCAAGAAAAUGUACAAAAAUGUACAAAUUCCCAGAUGGUCUUGUAAUUGACAGAGAUUUGACAGCUACUAUUCCUAUUGAGGCAUUGCAUCAAGAUAAAAGAUUUUACGAGAAACCUGAAGUCUUUAACCCGGAUCGCUUUGAUGAAGGAGGGUUGAAGCAUACUUAUGCAUAUGUACCGUUUGGAGCUGGCCCUAGGAAAUGUGUUGGUGAGGAAUUAUCAAAACGCAUUAUCAGCAGUAUUUCUCGCCGCAUCCUAUUGAAGUAUCAAGUCCGACCGUGUUCGAAAACUCCGCCGCGGCUUCCAAAAACUGAUCUCGGCUCUGCUAGGGUUAUCGACCGAGAUAUAUGGCUUAACUUUACUCCUAUUGAUUAGAUUCUAGCGUAGUUUAUUUAAUUUAGUACAUUUAUACGAAACAGAAUAUCAAUACAAUAUGUCGUCAUUUUCUACAAUCUACAAGCUUUGUUAGUUACGAACUCUCGAUCACGGAGGGAGCCGGAAGAAAAAACGGGCACAGUACAGUGGCCAACACGCAUAUUCUGCUUAAAUCUUAACUUAACCAAAGUAACAAGCUAUAGGUACCUACUUUUUACUGCGCCACUGUUCCUUACUUGACGUUCGAGUAAAGUUAUACCGGGUGAGGAUUAGAACAGGGCCCCAUUUAUUGUAAUGUACGCUGUACAUACUCCUCUAACUAACUAACAUUAGUUUUGUUAUUUUUAUUAAAUAACUUGUGAUUUGAUUUUUAACAAAAUCAUUCGUCAUAGAUCAACGCUAAUCAUUACUGUGCAUUAAAGAUAAUAUAACAUUAGAUUUGCAUGAAAAAUAGGGAAUCUUAAAAAGGUGUCAUCUCUACUUACUUAACAAUACUGAUAAAAUUAUUAUUUCCUAUAUUAUACCCAUUGACGGCAACUGCAUAUACAGUUUACCUAUUUUAUGUUUAAUUUUGUACUUACCUGGUAUUUAUUUGGGUUUGGCUACAUUACAUAUUUUUCAUUAGUUUAAAUAUGAAUAGAGUACAACGAGGAGGCAUUUAAAUUAAUUAUUCCUAUUGUAAAUGUAAACUUUUAAAUAAACUUAAACAUUGAAAUCAUACAUUUUGGUUAAAUUCAUAAACUACAAUAUUUUGAUACCUACUUAUAGUGGUUUCAGAUUACCGUUUUAUAUGCAAGCGCGUACCUAGUACCUAUAGGUACUACUACUAUAAAAUAAAGGAAAAAGUAACGAACUUUCAAGCCCAUUGGCGUAAUAUUACUCGCUAGUCUGAAAACCUCUGAAAGCUCUUAAUGUUAAUUAUAUGAAAUUGUGAUAACUUAUAUUCUGUAGGUUACCAUCUUGUUUUGUUACUAACCAUUGUUUUGUUACUAACCUACCACCAUUGUUGAAAACGAUUCAAGGAGAUGUAAUGUAUCGCAUUUAUACUUAUCACUUAUUGAGGACCGCUCUCUUUUCGGUUUCAAGGAAACUGUGAGUAGGUAUUUAUUAUUUAUGCCAAUAAACAUUUUAAUAGAAUGA